CGCAAUUUUUGGCACGUCACAGCCGCGUCAUCAUGUCUCCGUGUCUGCUUUUAUCGCUGGGGAAUUAAAUUAUUCGACAUUAUCACACCUAACUGACAUCAUUUAAUGUGGUCUGCUUUUUAAUAAAAAUAAAUUCAGAGAUGGAGCUGCUGAGCCAGGUGUCCAAUGUGCAGUUUUUGUACCCUGUCGCAGCUGUUGCCGUUGUUUUAGUAUGUGCCGCGUUAGUAUUUAUUUUCGGUUUUCAUUCGGCGGAACAACCACAAUUCGAUAAGUUGCCUCUUGUUUUGGACGAUAGAAAGUCAUCUAACAAGAAGAGGAAAAUCAAGGAGAAGAAGUCUUCACCCAACCGCACAGCCGAUGAGGUAAAGACAAAGACAGAGACCGCCAAAAAAUCUCCCGCCAAAGAGAAGAAGGAAGAAAAACCUGAAAAACAAAAGGAACCUGAAAAACCCAAACCUAAAGAAAAGGCACCUGAGCCCAAACCAGUAAAGAAAGAAGCUAAUGAUGUGAAGAAAGGAAAAAAGAAACCAUUGGUUGAAGCAGAGAAGCCAGCUGAUUUUGAUGAAGGUGUCUGGGAAGAGGUGCCAAAAAAGAGUGAUAAGAAAAAAGUGAAAGGUCCCGAAGAGAAGGAUAAGAAAGACAGUCCAACUAAAAAGAAUAAGAAGAAGGCUAAGGACGCUGAUGUUGAAGCAGCAAGGCCUGCUGAUGAAUCCUCUGAGGAGCCUACAAAAGUGAUUGUUACUAUAGAGACACCUCUUGAUGAGGAAUCUAGCCGUGCCCUGCAAGCACAAGUUGAAGAGUUCCAGCGUGUGCUUAAGGAGGCUGAGCGUCGCGACCAGGCUGCACUUGGUAAUUUGGAAGAAGAUGAUGCAGGGGAUGAGGAGCUGCCUGAAGUGAAAGACCUGAGGAGCAACAAGAAGAAAGAAAACAAGGAAAAGCAGAUUAAGAAAAAGGCAGUUGAAUCUGCUGCGGCAAAGAGCACUCCUAAAGGUGAUGAGAAGGAUGCCUCUGAUUCCUCUGAAAAGCAAGAUGAUAAUCAAAAUGUGCCUGUUUUUGAUGAACUUGGCGAUACUUGGACGGACGCCAAGGUGUCUAAGAAGAGCAAGAAGAAAGCCCGCAAGGAGUAGUGAAUGUGAGUAGUAGAGGCGCGGUGCUCGCCGCUAGCUCAAUGCCACUCACACUGCACAUAAAACUACAACUUGCAUAACAUACUAUAUUACAAAUUAUAUUCUAAAUUUACAUGACAUUUAAAUUUAAAAAAAAAAUAAUGUGUUUGUUCUCUUUUAUCAUUAUUGACAUUUAAAUUUUAUGAUGGUGACAUUUUGUAGUUUUAAUGUGGUGUGAAAUUGUUUACGUUAAGUUAUAAUUAUAAGAUUGAUAAUUGUUUCUUACACAUUCAGUUAAUUUACGUCCAUGUUUUAGUUGCUUAUAUUUUAUGUUAUGGAUUUGUUUUUUUAUUUCAUUAUAAUUUAAUAUUUGUUUAAUGCAUAAUAUGGUUUGUUUUGGUAUGUUAAGAGUCAUUACAUUCUAGAAGGAGCCUUUUGGAAUCUGCAAUAUGUGUUGAUGUAAAUCCGGCACAUGUUAUGUAUGCUGGAGGUUGACAGGUCAUGGCUCUGUGAACUGUUCUAGUGUAUUCUGACCUGUAUCUAUAAGAAAUGUUUCCAUACAGACAUUCAUGAAUUUCUGGUGCUUGUAGAAGUAAGUGUAUUUUCCUCAUUUCAUUCCAGCUGUGAGCGUAACAUAGGCUUGUAGGGGAUUUAUUUCUUUUUCUUUGUGUUUGUGUUAAUAACAAUUAUAAUAAAUGUUUACACAUUACAAAACGCGUAAUAAAAACGUGCAAUGCAAUUUUUUUUAAGGUUUGUUAAUUCAUAAUUUAGGAAUAUUGUAAUUCACUUUUUGUAUAUUUGAAUUUUAUAUGUUAUCAUAGCUUUUCUUAUAACGCAUCUAACACGAGUAAUUUCCGUCCGUACUAAUUUAUUAAUAAGACAUUGCUAAUUUUUCAUAAUUUCUUAAUAAAAUUUUCUUGUUAUUUGAUUAGAUUGACACAUAUCUUGUACUGGGGUGAUAUUGUUAAAGUAUGAAUUUCUGUCGGAGCUGAUAUGUGAAACAUCGAUUUUUUAUUGCAGAUUCCUAUUUUGUAUAUCUAGGUUUAAGUAUAAAAUACUAUACAGAAUGCUGGAAAUACAGAAAUAAUAAUUAAAAGUUCUUAUCGACUCCAUAUAUAAAUUCUAAUUUAUUAUGUAAUUAUUAUUUUAUAGGAUAAUGUUGGUAGCAAUGUUUACUCGCUGGACAAGUUACUCGAGUGACAUAGCUCAUAGACUUUUAAUACUACGAAUUUCUAAACUAAAUGGGGUUGUAGGCUGUGCAAUAAUUUCUUUUUUCUGGGUUAUUUCCCAAAACUUAUUGCCUGACUCAUAUUUACAUCUGUCUUGAAAAGUUAUACUCAUUUUGUUGAAAAUGUACUAUAAAUGGAAUGGUUACUCUAUAGUUGUGACUAUUCAUUGCUGUUAUUUGGGUUACAAGAAACUAGAGACCAACUUGCUUGUACUAAGACAUUUUUCUGAGACAUCACAUUGGGACCUUACAGUUCCUUACGAGAAAUGUACAUGUGAUUCAUGGAGUUUUUACUAUUACAUUAUUUGUUAUACUUUCCUCAUUCUUCACCAUUUCUUCAAAUAGAUGUUAAGCCAUGUUAUCAUAUAUAAUUUACAAAAUGGAGAUGCACUUUUGUGAUAUCUUUUUGUGUUGUAUGUUGGUAGUGGUAGGGGCUAGUUUACAAUGGUCACUUCUAUGACAUACUUGUCUUAUACGCACUCCAUCUUCUAGUUGUGUAUGUUAGAACAAUAAAAUAUAUAUUUCAUUAUUUUAUUUGAUGUUACUUAAACGUUUGGUACUUAGGGCCUAAGUGUAUUUUCUCAAUGGAAGUGUAACGUAGUUAUCAGAUAAAUAGAAUCCCAUAUAAAAAGUACAUUAGAUGUAAACAUAAUGUCAGCUUCAUGUUCAUACAAAGUUAGGGCGCGGACACACUGCGCUCGGCUCUCUUGAGAAUGUUUCAUACAUCUCGGGAGUCAUGAAUGUGUAAUAUAUUUUUCUAAAAUCAAUAAAGAGUGAUAUUGAUUAUGUU
Molecule: messenger RNA, 3124 nt
Organism: Papilio xuthus (Asian swallowtail)
Lineage: Eukaryota; Metazoa; Arthropoda; Insecta; Lepidoptera; Papilionidae
Product: neurofilament heavy polypeptide
Exons: 5
Coding region: 141-1127 (328 amino acids)
Source: RefSeq, a predicted model, not a curated record